GGGCGCAGAGCAGCGCGGCGGCGGUGGCGGAGGAGGAGGAGAGGCGCCUGCGAGGCGGCGAGUGCUGAGGCGCGGGCCCUGAGCGAGUGGCGCGAGCUCCGGGCCUCUCUCAGCCGCGGCCGUUGCGGAGCGCGCUCCUUGCGGCCUCAACAUGGACGAAGAGGGCGGUGGAGGUGGCUGCGUGCCUGAUGACCUCUCCAUAGAAGAAAGAGAAGAGCUUUUAAAUAUUCGUCGCAGGAAAAAAGAAUUGAUUGAUGAUAUUGAGAGAUUAAAAUUUGAAAUUGCUGAGGUUAUGACAGAAAUUGAUAAUCUGACUAGUGUAGAAGAAAGCAAAACUGCUCAAAGAAAUAAGCAAAUAGCCAUGGGAAGGAAGAAAUUUAACAUGGACCCUAAGAAGGGAAUACAGUUUCUGAUAGAAAAUGACCUCCUGCAGAACACUGCAGAAGACAUUGCACAGUUCCUUUAUAAAGGAGAAGGAUUAAAUAAAACGGUAAUUGGAGAUUACCUCGGUGAAAGAGAUGAAUUUAAUAUUAAAGUUCUUCAGGCUUUUGUUGAACUCCAUGAGUUUGCUGAUCUCAAUCUUGUACAAGCCUUAAGACAGUUUCUGUGGAGCUUCAGACUCCCAGGAGAGGCUCAAAAAAUUGACCGUAUGAUGGAAGCUUUUGCUUCACGCUACUGCCUUUGUAAUCCAGGAGUCUUCCAGUCUACAGAUACAUGCUACGUGCUUUCAUUUGCGAUCAUUAUGCUGAAUACCAGUCUGCACAACCACAAUGUAAGAGAUAAACCAACCGUAGAGAGGUUUAUUUCUAUGAAUCGUGGAAUUAAUGAAGGUGGAGACCUUCCAGAAGAAUUACUACGGAAUUUGUAUGAAAGUAUAAAGAAUGAGCCAUUUAAGAUCCCAGAGGAUGAUGGAAAUGAUCUAACGCAUACAUUUUUCAAUCCAGAUAGAGAAGGCUGGCUGCUGAAAUUAGGGGGAAGAGUAAAAACGUGGAAACGGAGAUGGUUUAUUCUGACUGAUAAUUGCCUGUAUUACUUUGAAUACACAACAGACAAAGAACCAAGAGGAAUUAUUCCAUUAGAAAAUCUUAGCAUAAGAGAAGUUGAAGACCCUAGAAAACCAAACUGCUUUGAGCUCUACAACCCUAGUCAUAAAGGUCAGGUAAUUAAAGCGUGUAAAACUGAAGCUGAUGGUAGAGUGGUGGAAGGCAACCAUGUAGUGUACAGAAUAUCUGCUCCCACCCCAGAGGAAAAGGAAGAGUGGAUUAAAUCUAUCAAAGCAAGUAUUAGCAGGGGUCCCUUUUAUGAUAUGCUGGCAACAAGGAAACGAAGAAUUGCAAAUAAGAAAUAGAACAUGAUCAGCAGCUUUUAUACCUGCCUCAACCUAUAAAUGAGCAUACAGUUGAAUGAUAAUGUAAAAAUUGGACAAACUAAAUGAAGAUGAGAACUGUAAUUUUUUAUAUGUAUGUACACUUUAUUAUAACAUAAAAAACUUGGCAAGACCUUUCAGGGUAAACAGUUAUUGGCAUAUGAUUUCAAGUAUGCUUUAAAUCUCAGAGGAUGAUUAUACUGGAACUUAAUUCAACUGAAAACAUGGAAGCCUUGUUUUUACUCAUAUUAGCUACAGCUCCAGUUUACUUGGGUUGGGAGGGAAGGGAUUUGAGCCUAAUAGUAAAAUGUCCUAUAGCUGUUAUUUGAGCAUGUGUCCCAUAAAAGGAGGAGCGAUUGUAAGACUUUAAUCUCUCAUUAAAAUGCAGCACAGAAAGUG
This is a messenger RNA of Neopsephotus bourkii (Bourke's parrot), 1765 nucleotides long. It is a transcript of the gene CYTH3, whose product is annotated as cytohesin 3. The record is from RefSeq and is a predicted model, not a curated record. NCBI's taxonomy places the organism in Eukaryota, Metazoa, Chordata, Aves, Psittaciformes, Psittacidae. Gene Ontology annotation, molecular function: guanyl-nucleotide exchange factor activity. The transcript has 13 exons. Gene Ontology annotation, biological process: regulation of ARF protein signal transduction. The coding region runs from base 152 to 1348 and encodes 398 amino acids.